UCUCCAAAAAGCCCAUCUCACGGAUCUUGCCCCACUCUUCCUCUCCACUCCUAUAUAUACACACUAUCUUAUAUAACUAUUGUGCCAUAUCCUCCUUACGCAGCUCCUGCAUAAAAAGCUAGGCUUGAGAGAGAUUUCAGUCGUCCUCUUCGUUCAGACUACUGUAUUCUAAACAUAACAUUUUCAUUGGAGAACGCCAAGUUUUAACAGCACAAAUGGCUUCGUGGAAGAAAACUAUUACAACUCCAUUCAGGAAAGCUUGCACUUACUUCAACCAGCAGCCAGGAGGGAGAGAGCAGAAGAAGUCUCAGCUUCAAGGGAGUGAAAGUAGCGUGAUGGCUCUGCAUGGUGAAGUGAUGGCAUGCUCAUAUGAAGAUGUUCAGGUGAUGUGGUCUAUUCUGGACAAGUCCAAUGCCUCAGCCUGCAGCAUCACUUCUUAACAUAUAUAGAUGGCUAUGGCUAUCGAUAAUUGAGGCCAAAAUCUAUCUCAAAAAUCAUAAAAAACAAAGAAAAGAGAGAGCCCACGUCAGCAAUUAGCAAAUAUGUGCAUACAAUUUGGGUCAAAGCUAGCUGAAAGUAGAGAAAAAGAAGGGGGGAUUUGUGAGGCUUUUAAUUGUAGAAUUGCCCCCAUUACAAGAAAGGUAUUUUGUUUAGUUUGUAAUUUGUUAAAUUAACGAAUAGGCUAAUCCAUGUGAUAAACAUCACAUUGAGAUUAUUAAUGGAAAAUUUAGAUGAAGUAUUUUCAUUUUCUUCU
Messenger RNA from Malus domestica (apple), 754 nucleotides. RefSeq lists its product as uncharacterized. NCBI's taxonomy places the organism in Eukaryota, Viridiplantae, Streptophyta, Magnoliopsida, Rosales, Rosaceae. The record is from RefSeq and is a predicted model, not a curated record.